Molecule: messenger RNA, 875 nt
Organism: Coccinella septempunctata (seven-spotted ladybird)
Lineage: Eukaryota; Metazoa; Arthropoda; Insecta; Coleoptera; Coccinellidae
Exons: 2
Coding region: 162-758 (198 amino acids)
Biological process (GO): regulation of transcription by RNA polymerase II
Cellular component (GO): nucleus; transcription regulator complex
Source: RefSeq, a predicted model, not a curated record
GGCUAAAAUAUUUGUUUAUUUCGGUGUUCGUGUAUUCGUUUAUUUCUGUGAAGAGAAGAAUAGAAAUUUGAAUUAUUCAUCGCUGUUUGGGAAUGGAACCAAUUCUUGCUGAUUACUGCUAUGAAGAAAUUCAGUCUUCAUGAUAAUUAUGUCACAAAAAUAUGCCUUCGGAAGCCACCUCACAGCGAUGGGCCAAAAUUAGAGGAAUUAUUGGUAAUGUAUGCAAGGAGCGAUGGAACAGAAUCAGAGACAACUAUAGAAAGGCUUUGAAUCUGCGCAGGACCAAAAGCGACCAAGGUGUAUCAAAUCUGAAAGCUCCAAAAUACUCCCAAGAGCUCUCAUUUUUGAUUCCAUAUUUUACCAAUGAUGAAGAACGGCAAUCAAACCUGUCACCUGAAGGCGUUGACAGUAACCUCGAGGAAGUAAAGGUUGAAACACCUCCUGAUUUUAAUAAUCUAUACAAUAAUGAAGCCAAUGAUACACAAGAUUCACUAUCAAUAUCGUCUGUGAUAUCGUCGCGGACUGUUGGUAAAAAGUCAGAGUGCGCAGCUUCACAAGGUCCAAAUGCAGCCAAUGUCAUUCCAGAAUACUCAUCAGAAACAGCACUAAAUAGAAGCCAGAGUAGUGAUCCUUUACUUCACUUUUUCAUUAAUAUGGCAGAAACAGUUAAGACGUUUCCGGUACCAGACCAAGUUACCAUAAAAGCACAAUUGUUUCAAAUGGUUAAUGAAGUAGAGAUGAGACUUGCGCUUCAAUAACCCCUGUUUAGAUCAAAAAUCUUCCUUUUCCACCUUGUUUCAAAUGUAACCCCCUACCCCUUUUUUUCAUGGCAAUCUGCAUAAGUUUCCUAAGUUACACCUGAAAUUGGAUAAUUA